AUGGCUGAUGUGGCUGAGACAAUGCCACAGUUCAGUGCUGACGAGUUGUCCAAGGCUAUGGAUGGAGUGGAUGCGGCCUUGGACGACAUCGCUGGCAAAGUCACUUGCAGGUAUUGCAACCUCUUUGUUGACCCUAUGGAGUCUGUACAAAAAGGAGCCAAUUCGUUCACUUGCAAAGAAUGCAAGCGUGUGGACAUGAUCCUCUACCGCAACCUUGGGGAAAGGCCUAGUGAGUUGACAACCAUGAGCCUUCGUGACCAACGUGAAUUCUGGCAAAGAAGUCACAGCAUGGACGACGCAGAUGGCCAAGGCAAGUGGAAGCUCAUUCGAGCUGCCUUAGUUGAAGUCCGCGCCAAAGAGGUCCAGAGAAGAGAGAUCAAGUCUGUGGGUGGGGCCUACUUGCCACUGGCAGUCCACAUGGCCCAAGGAUGGACGAAGGAACAGGUCGAAAGCUACCAAGACUAUGAAGAACAUCCUGCUCCCAUUGGUCGCUUGUGGCGGGUCCCCGUCAAAUCAGUCAGUGUUGAGGACAUCAAGAGUAGCAUCGAGAAAGAGCUCUUGACCAGGGAGAGGACUUUCAAGAAAAAACGUCAGGCUGUUGACAAGAGCAAGGCAAGUGGAUCCAAGAAGUCACCAGCCCAGGAUGCCGAACCUGUUACGUCUUCUCAAAAGUCUGCAGAAGUCUGUGUUAUCAUCCCGACCGACAGUGAAGAGGAGCCAGUGAAAAUUACCAAGACUGCCGGCGCAAAGAGUGCGAAACAAGAAGCUCGCGAAAAGGCAGCCAUGGAGAAGAAGCAGGCUCGAGAAAACGAGAAAGCCAUGAAGAGCGCGCACACUUUGGCCAGCAAGAGCUUGGGGCCGCUGUCGAGCCUGGUGAACAACUUGAAGGCCGCGACAGCUGCCAUUGAGAAGAAAGGCAAAGACAAGUUUCAUGACGAACUGGCAGAUGCAGUUGCCGAAGCCUUGGAGAAAAUGGAGAAGUGGCAGGCUGAGUGCACAUCUGUGGCGCACAAGGUUCAGAACAAGCAGAACUUUGAUGGGCAUGAAGUGUUGUCCUUCAACAAGGCCCAUUUCAUGACUGAGACGAAAGCUGCCCAGGCAUUGAUGGCCGAUUUCCGAGUGCAGGUACGCAAUGUGAACGAGCAGAAUGCUGCAGCAAAGCUGCGGCCAAAGGCAUGUGCAAAGAAGCGUGCUCAGAAGUAG
Messenger RNA from Cladocopium goreaui, 1203 nucleotides. The record is from the annotation of a GenBank genome assembly. NCBI's taxonomy places the organism in Eukaryota, Dinophyceae, Suessiales, Symbiodiniaceae.